Molecule: messenger RNA, 6218 nt
Organism: Octodon degus (degu)
Lineage: Eukaryota; Metazoa; Chordata; Mammalia; Rodentia; Octodontidae
Gene: Abcc1
Product: ATP binding cassette subfamily C member 1
Exons: 32
Coding region: 89-4711 (1540 amino acids)
Biological process (GO): xenobiotic transport; glutathione transmembrane transport
Cellular component (GO): basolateral plasma membrane
Molecular function (GO): ATP hydrolysis activity; ABC-type xenobiotic transporter activity; ATP binding
Source: RefSeq, a predicted model, not a curated record
CGGCGGCGUUGCGGCGCGGCUCGACUACUCUGCCGCCGCCGCCAGCGCCGGCCUGUCUUCCCGCUGCCGAGCCCUCGCCGCCGCCUGCAUGGCGCUCAGCGGCCUCUGCGGAUCCGAGGGCUCAGACCCCUUCUGGGACUGGAAUGUCACGUGGCACACCAGCAACCCUGACUUCACCAAGUGCUUUCAGAACACCGUCCUCAUGUGGGUGCCUUGCUGCUACCUCUGGAUCUGCUUCCCUUUCUACUUCCUCUAUCUCUCCCAUCAUGACCGGGGCUACAUCCAGAUGACACACCUCAACAAAGCCAAAACUGCCUUGGGAUUCUUGCUGUGGAUUGUCUGCUGGGCAGACCUCUUCUACUCUUUCUGGGAAAGAAGUCAGGGCAAGCUUCUUCCCCCAGUGUUGCUGGUCAGCCCCACCCUCUUGGGUAUCACCAUGCUGCUCGCCACCUUUUUGAUUCAGCUUGAGAGAAGGAAAGGUGUCCAGUCCUCGGGGAUCAUGCUUACUUUCUGGCUUGUAGCCCUGCUGUGUGCCCUUGCCAUCUUCAGAUCCAGAAUCAUGACUGCCUUAAAAGAGGCCACCAAAGACAACCUGUUUCGUGAUGUCACUUUCUACUUGUACUUUUUCCUUGUGCUGAUUCAACUCAUGUUGGCCUGUUUCUCAGAUCGCUUGCCUCUGUUCUCUGAAACCAUCAACGACCCUAAUCCUUGCCCGGAGUCCGGUGCCUCCUUCCUUUCGAGGAUCACCUUCUGGUGGAUCACAGGGUUGGUGAUCCGAGGCUACCGGCAGCCCUUGGAGGGCAGUGACCUCUGGUCUCUGAAUAAGGAAGACACAUCAGAGCAAAUCGUGCCUGUGUUGGUGAAGAACUGGAGGAAGGAAUGUGCCAAGUCCAGGAGACAGCCAGUGAAGAUGGUAUACUCCUCCUCCAAGGAUGCUGCUAAGCCCAAGGGGAGUUCCAAGUUGGACGUGAGCGAGGAGGCUGAGGCUCUGAUUGUCAAGUCCCCCGUGAAGGAGCGGGACCCCUCUCUGUUUAAAGUGUUAUACAAGACCUUUGGGCCCUACUUCCUCAUGAGCUUCUUAUUUAAGGCCCUUCAUGACCUGAUGAUGUUUGCUGGGCCUGAGAUCUUAAAGUUGCUCAUCAACUUUGUUAAUGAGAAGCAGGCCCCAGACUGGCAGGGCUACUUCUACACAGCACUGUUGUUCGUGAGCGCCUGCCUACAGACGCUGGUGCUGCACCAGUACUUCCACAUCUGCUUCGUCAGCGGCAUGAGGAUCAAGACUGCUGUCAUCGGGGCUGUCUAUCGCAAGGCCCUGGUGAUCACCAACUCAGCCAGGAGGUCUUCCACGGUCGGUGAGAUUGUCAACCUCAUGUCUGUGGAUGCCCAGAGGUUCAUGGACUUGGCGACGUACAUUAACAUGAUCUGGUCAGCCCCGCUGCAAGUCAUCCUCGCCCUCUACCUCCUCUGGCUGAACCUGGGCCCUUCUGUCCUGGCGGGGGUGGCGGUGAUGAUCCUCAUGGUGCCCUUUAAUGCUGUGAUGGCAAUGAAGACCAAGACCUACCAGGUGGCCCACAUGAAGAGCAAAGACAAUCGGAUUAAGCUGAUGAAUGAAAUUCUCAAUGGGAUCAAGGUGCUGAAGCUGUAUGCGUGGGAGCUGGCAUUCAAGGAUAAGGUGAUGGCCAUCAGGCAGGAGGAGCUGAAGGUGCUGAAGAAAUCUGCUUACCUGGCGGCUGUGGGGACCUUCACCUGGGUCUGCACACCUUUUCUGGUGGCCCUAUCUACCUUUGCUGUCUACGUGACCAUCGACAAGAACAACGUCCUGGAUGCCCAAAAAGCCUUCGUGUCCUUGGCCUUGUUCAACAUCCUCCGCUUUCCCCUGAACAUCCUCCCCAUGGUCAUCAGCAGCAUCGUGCAGGCGAGUGUCUCUCUCAAACGCCUGAGAAUCUUCCUUUCCCACGAGGAGCUGGAGCCUGGUAGCAUCGAGCGGCAGACUGUCAAAGAUGCUGCAGGAACCAACAGUAUUACUGUGAAGAAUGCCACCUUCACAUGGGCCAGAGGCGAAGCUCCCACCCUGAAUGGCAUCACUUUCUCCGUCCCAGAAGGCACCUUGGUGGCUGUGGUGGGCCAGGUGGGCUGCGGAAAGUCAUCUCUGCUCUCGGCCCUCUUGGCAGAGAUGGACAAGCUGGAGGGGCACGUGACUCUCAAGGGCUCGGUGGCCUACAUUCCCCAGCAGGCCUGGAUUCAGAACAACUCUCUCCGAGAAAACAUCCUUUUUGGGCGCCAGCUGCGGGAACAGCACUACAAGGCUGUCAUUGAGGCUUGUGCCCUCCUUCCAGACUUGGAAAUCCUGCCCAGUGGGGACCUGACUGAGAUUGGGGAGAAGGGUGUGAACCUAUCUGGCGGCCAGAAGCAGCGUGUGAGCCUGGCCCGGGCCGUGUACUGUGACUCAGACAUCUACCUCUUCGAUGACCCCCUCUCAGCUGUGGAUGCUCACGUGGGAAAGCACAUUUUUGAAAACGUGAUUGGCCCCAAGGGGAUGCUGAAGAAUAAGACUCGGAUCUUGGUUACACAUGGCAUCAGCUACUUGCCGCAGGUGGAUGUGAUCAUCGUCAUGACUGGUGGCAAGAUCUCAGAGAUGGGCUCUUACCAGGAGCUACUGGACCGGGACGGGGCAUUUGCCGAGUUCUUGCGCACGUAUGCCAGUGCCGAGCAGGAGUCCUCAGAGGAUGAUGGCGGCAAAGUGGUGGACAAGGAAGAGGAAGGGCUGACAGGCCUCAGUGGUCCAGGAAAGGAAGCAAAGCAAAUGGAGAAUGGCAUGCUGGUGACGGAUGCCUCCGGGAAGCAGCUUCAGAGGCAGCUUAGCAGCUCCUCCUCCUACAGCGGUGACGUCAGCAAGCUCCACACCAGCACCUCAGAGCUUGAGAAGCCCAGUGCCCAGGAGGAGACCUGGAAGCUGAUGGAAGCCGAUAAGGCGCAGACGGGGCAGGUGCAGCUCUCGGUGUACUGGGACUACAUGAAGGCCAUCGGACUCUUCCUCUCCUUUCUGAGCAUCUUCCUCUUCCUGUGCAACCAUGUUUCCUCCCUGGCUUCUAACUACUGGCUCAGUCUCUGGACGGAUGACCCUGUCGUCAAUGGGACCCAGGAGCACACCAAAGUCCGGCUCAGUGUCUAUGGAGCUCUGGGCAUCUCUCAAGGUGUUGCUGUGUUUGGCUACUCCAUGACGGUGUCCAUUGGGGGCGUCUUUGCCUCCCGCCGCCUGCACCUGGACCUGCUGCACAAUGUCCUCCGGUCACCAAUGAGCUUCUUCGAGCGCACUCCCAGUGGGAACCUGGUGAACCGCUUCUCCAAGGAGCUGGACACGGUAGACUCCAUGAUCCCACAGGUCAUCAAGAUGUUCAUGGGUUCCCUGUUCACUGUGCUGGGCUCCUGCGUCCUCAUCCUGCUGGCCACGCCCAUUGCCGCUGUCGUCAUCCCACCACUGGGCCUCAUCUACUUCUUCGUGCAGAGAUUCUACGUGGCCUCCUCUCGGCAGCUAAAGCGCCUUGAGUCAGUAAGCCGCUCUCCAAUUUACUCCCACUUCAAUGAGACCUUGCUGGGGGUCAGCGUCAUCCGUGCCUUUGAGGAGCAGGAGCGCUUUAUCCACCAGAGUGACCUGAAGGUGGAUGAGAACCAGAAGGCUUACUACCCCAGCAUUGUGGCCAACAGGUGGCUCGCUGUGCGGCUGGAGUGUGUCGGAAACUGCAUUGUCCUGUUCGCUGCCCUGUUUGCCGUCAUCUCCCGGCACAGCCUCAGCGCUGGCCUGGUGGGCCUCUCAGUGUCUUACUCCCUGCAGAUCACCUCCUACCUGAACUGGCUCGUUCGGAUGUCAUCUGAGAUGGAGACAAACAUUGUGGCUGUGGAGAGGCUCAAGGAGUAUUCAGAAACCAAGAAGGAGGCUGCCUGGCAAAUCCAGGAGACCGCACCACCCAGUACCUGGCCCGAGGUGGGCCGCGUGGAGUUCCGCGAUUAUGGCCUGCGGUACCGAGAGGACCUGGACAUGGUUCUCAAGCACAUCAACGUCGUCAUUGAAGGAGGAGAAAAGGUUGGCAUCGUUGGGCGGACAGGAGCUGGCAAAUCCUCUCUCACCCUGGGCUUGUUUCGGAUCAAUGAGUCUGCUGAAGGCGAGAUCAUCAUCGAUGGCAUCAACAUCGCCAAGAUCGGCCUGCAUAAUCUGCGUUUCAAAAUCACCAUCAUCCCCCAGGACCCCGUUUUGUUCUCCGGUUCUCUCCGCAUGAACCUGGACCCAUUCAGCCAGUACUCAGAUGAGGAUGUCUGGACAGCCCUGGAGCUAGCUCACCUCAAGGGCUUUGUGUCAGGCCUCCCUGACAAGCUGAACCACGAGUGUGCAGAAGGCGGGGAGAACCUGAGCAUUGGGCAACGCCAGCUUGUGUGCCUGGCCCGAGCUUUGCUAAGGAAGACAAAGAUCCUCGUGCUGGAUGAGGCCACGGCAGCUGUGGACCUGGAAACAGAUGACCUCAUCCAGUCCACUAUCAGGACACAGUUUGAGGACUGUACGGUCCUCACCAUCGCCCACCGGCUCAACACCAUCAUGGACUACACAAGGGUGAUUGUGCUGGACAAAGGAGAAAUCCGGGAGUGUGGCCCCCCCUCCGACCUCCUGCAGCAGAGGGGUCUCUUCUAUAGCAUGGCUAAGGAUGCCGGCCUGGUGUGAGCGCUGGAGCUGCUGCGCUUGGGCCGAACUGUAGGGCUGACGCGCUGCUGUCCAGGGAUGAGCUGGCAUCCUUGGGAACCCACACCUCUCGGAAACCAACAGAAGGAAAGAUACAGAAAGAAAAUCAAACCCAUCAAACCAAAACCACAAAGUAGCUGCCGCCAGCCAGCCACUGGCCAGAAGUGACCUUGAAGAAACAGGACACAGCUGCCCCCCAGGGAGCCCAGAUACCUACAGCCUGGCCUCCAGCCCCCAGGAGAUGCACGCAUGUUCUCAGGCUUCCAAGAAUGCAAGCUGUGGCCCCGGUGUCCCCACAGAAGGGCUUUAGCAGCCAGACUUUGGAGAAAUUGGUUCUGUAGAAGAUUCUAGUGACCAAAUCCAGUCAACUGCCUCAUGUGUCUCUAACUAAAGUCUGUGGAUCCCAAGUCUUCAAGACGCUUCCUGUCACUUCUAGAACCUUAUCUGGUUCCUGAGGUUGAGGGGCUGGGUGAAAACCAUUCUGACUCUCCGGCCAUGCCCCAAGAGCCCUGACAGUCGUCUUGCCAACUAUCUGGUCUUCCAGACACCGAUGCUGGGAAACAGCACCCCAGCCCUGCCCACCAGUCCAUGCUUCCAUGGCCAGAGGCAGCCUUGCACACCCACACUUCCUGUCACUGCAAGGAUGUGGCUAGACCCAUGACUGAUCCAGACCUGAAGCUCCAGUGCCAGGCAGUGCCCUCUUCCUGCUGAUUUUCCAGUCUGCUUGCCUCUACACCUGUUUCGCCUUUCUUUUGCUUUCCUCUAGCCUCUCACUGCCCAUCGCUGAAGUGGGUUAGCUCCUGUCGGUACUGGGAAGAGUGGAAAGUCUACUAAUGGCUACAAGGCAUCCAGAGCAAGGAGCCUGAGGGGCCUCCCAAGGAUUACCAGCUGGUACCAAAGAGUCCCUGGUGUUGUCUCUGUUUCAGUUUUAACUUCUCACUCAUGGCAUCUGGCUUCAAGUGGCAGAAAACUUGACAUUUUAGAUACCAGUUCUCUUCCAGGAUAAGAAAAAGACCCCAUUAAUGAAUAUCAGUGAUUUUUGUUCUUUUUUUUUUUUUUCAUACUAUUCCAGUGAAAAAGGCUGUCCUAGGGGUCUAAUUUCUUAGGAGGAAGUCCUGGGCUGAGGAGCGGGGACUUGCCCAACCUGGUUCUGCAUUUGGCAUUCAGUGCAGGUGUCCUUGGAAGAAAGAGGCCGAGUCCUUCACAGUGGGUCUGUCAGACGUUCAGUGACAGCCCGCGAUGAGAGCCUGACAGCAGCACACGCUCCCUGCUGCCCUGGGAUUUGUACCUGCUCUGAGUACUGUACAUUGCUGACUUCAAACCCAGAGAAGCAUCUUUCUUUUAGGUGGAGAUACAUAUUUAUUUUUUGUAAGUUAUACCAUCCUUUCAUGUUAGAGAAACCAAGUUUUUCUUGGGGAUCUUUUUGUAAUGACUUACACUGGAAACAUGAACAUUUGCAAAUAAUUUACAGUAAAAAUAAUAUUUUAUU